Apis dorsata (giant honeybee) is the source of this 905-nucleotide messenger RNA. Its product is annotated as valacyclovir hydrolase. Lineage: Eukaryota; Metazoa; Arthropoda; Insecta; Hymenoptera; Apidae. The record is from RefSeq and is a predicted model, not a curated record. Bases 7 to 876 code for a protein of 289 amino acids. The transcript has 5 exons.
UCAGCCAUGUUACUAAAAUUAUACGGAAAUUUUGUGAAUAAUUUUCAACGAACAUAUAUUGUUAAUUUUUUCUCAUGGAAUACACGCCUCUUUUCGACAAUGAAAGAUUAUAUUUCACAGGAGAAAAAAAUUAAUAUUAAUGGAGUAAAUAUCAAUUACCUGAAAAUUGGAACUGGCCAUCCAGUUUUGCUUUUACCUGGUGUCGCAGGUACGAUUUGGACAGAUUUUAAACCACAAAUAGAGGGACUUGAUAAAGAAAAAUUCACUAUAAUAGCAUGGGAUCCUCCAGGUUAUGGAAAGUCAAGACCACCCGACAGGACAUAUCCGGAUGAUUUUUUUCAACGUGAUGCCACUUGGGCAUGUGAUUUAAUGAAAGCUUUAGGUUACACAAAAUUUUCAUUGAUAGGAUGGAGUGACGGUGGUAUUACUUCUUUAAUGCUUGCUUCAAUGUUUCCCGAUAAUGUACAAAAAAUAGUUGCUCUUGGUGCAAACGCUUAUGUAACACCAGAAGAAAAAGAAAUUUAUAAAAAAUACGAAAUUAUCGAUAAUUGGUCUGAAAAAAUGAAACAACCGCUAAUAAAAAUUUAUGGAAAAGAAUAUUUACAAAAGAUGUCAUUUGAUUGGGUAGAGUCUAUUUUAAGAAUUUGUGAGAAACAAAACGAUGAUUUGUGCAAAGAAUCGCUAAAGAAGAUUAAAUGUCCUAGUUUAAUCGUUCAAGGAAACAAAGAUCCGAUGGUACUCAUUGAACAUGCAAGUUACUUGAAAGAUCACAUUGUUGGAUCGAAGAUAAAGAUUUUCGAAAAAGGUGCACAUAAUUUACAUUUACGAUAUUCAGAAGAAUUCAAUAAUAUCGUUACCAAAUUUUUAAUUGAAUAAUUGAAAAUAUAUAAUAAAUCUCUUUCUAC